AUAUUAAACCAAAGUAUCAACCAAUUAUAGAUAUUUUAAAUACAGUUGGGGAAUUUGAACUAAUAUGUAUUGAUGAAUAUUUACCUGUUGACUUUUUAAAAAGACCUGUCUUUUUAAAAGAAAUGAGUUUAUCUUCACCAACAACUUUAUAUAUAUACUAUUAUGGAAAUUAUCUUGAUAAUUUACAUUGGAUUUGGAAAAAAAAUGAAAAAAUUAACGAUAAUACUAAAACAUUAGAAACUCAAGCUAUUUUGUAUAAUGAAAUUCCAAAAUAUA
This is a messenger RNA of Funneliformis caledonium, 276 nucleotides long. The record is from the annotation of a GenBank genome assembly. Lineage: Eukaryota; Fungi; Glomeromycota; Glomeromycetes; Glomerales; Glomeraceae.